This is a messenger RNA of Amphimedon queenslandica, 1215 nucleotides long. RefSeq names its product CASP-like protein 4A1. The record is from RefSeq and is a predicted model, not a curated record. The transcript has 3 exons. Bases 81 to 374 code for a protein of 97 amino acids. NCBI's taxonomy places the organism in Eukaryota, Metazoa, Porifera, Demospongiae, Haplosclerida, Niphatidae.
ACAAAAGGCUGACAUUCUCGUUUCAUGACGAGCCACCACCUCCAACGUUUGAUGACAUUUAUGAUCCACAGACAGAUGCUAUGUCUGAAUGGGGUGCUCUUGAGUCAGAACUGAAUGCAAUAGGAGCACCAGCAACAACAGCAACAUCUGCUCCUGCUCCAGCUCCUACUGCUCAGUCAGAGUACAUAAUAAUACCACCACCAGCACCAACAGGAGGAGCAGGUACCCGCCCCCAGCCAGGGGUACAACCCCCUUUCCCCUUUCACCCUCCCCCUCCAGCCAACCCUAGCCUUCCUCCCUCCUCAAGCUGGUUUGAUGAUUUAUCUGACAUCUUCUCAGGCAGUGGAACUCUUACUAGUCUGUACGGGAAUUAGCCUCAAUUCCCUCCCACAUUUGCCCCGCCCCCACUACUAAACCCGUUUGGUAUGGCCGGCCAGCCCCCUCCCCAUAAUUCCCCACCCCUCCUGUACAAGAAUCCUCCAUUACGAUGGAUCUUAUGGACGCUAUACAUAACCCACAGCAAAACACAACCACUGCUUACUUGAUAGGUAUGGGAAUGAGAAUGUCUGGUUUGGGAAUGGACCUCCUACUGGGUACGGAACAGGGCAGUUUUAAUUUGGAGGGGGCAUGGGUGGAUUUCCUGGCGGCCCUCAGCCCCCCUCCCCAGCCUUGGAUAUUUUCAGUUUACCGGCUAACCCCCUACUAGACAGCAAUUUCUCUCAGCCAUUCCUACCCACUAAUACCGGAGGGGCCAGACCCCCGGGAGGUGAACAGCCCCCCUAGGGGGCCGGGGCUAAAGGGAAAAUUGAUGCAUUUUCUGAUCUGGUCUCAAUAGCUCAUGACAAAACAACAUCAAAACCAGAACCAGCCCCUCCCACAAUAUUCCGAGGUCCACCCACUAACACCGAAGCCCAGCCCCUCUAUCAUACCGUCCACCUUAUUUAGACUUCACUGAUGCCCCGCCCACUACUUCUGGCCGGCCCCUUCUGGGUUUGAGGAUACUUUUGGUACGUUGCCCCCGGGACGGGGGGCGGUUUUGGAGGUGGCACGGGUAUAUUUGGUGAUUUUUUUACUAGCCGUGGGGGUGGGCUGCCCCUCUCCCAUUUCUAGCUGAUUCCUGGAUGUCUUUUAAUUAAAAACAUUAAAAUACUAAUACAUGUACAUGUACACUUAUAUACAUGUACAGCAGUGGCGUAGCUAGAAUAAAUGAACAAA